Colius striatus (speckled mousebird) is the source of this 4534-nucleotide messenger RNA. RefSeq names its product LRR binding FLII interacting protein 1 (gene LRRFIP1). NCBI's taxonomy places the organism in Eukaryota, Metazoa, Chordata, Aves, Coliiformes, Coliidae. The record is from RefSeq and is a predicted model, not a curated record. Gene Ontology annotation, biological process: regulation of transcription by RNA polymerase II. The transcript is spliced from 9 exons. Bases 277 to 3129 code for a protein of 950 amino acids. Gene Ontology annotation, molecular function: DNA-binding transcription factor activity, RNA polymerase II-specific; RNA polymerase II cis-regulatory region sequence-specific DNA binding.
GUGGGGAUUUCUGGUGUAAUAACCGGCAGGGAGCGGCGGAAGCGUGCCAGUAACCGAAGAGGAGUGCUAAGCGCCCUGCCUCUGGCCGCUGGGCUCCCCGCUCGGAGUGGGUCGCGCAGCUUGCCUCGGGGCCGGUCCCGCCGCCGCCCCGCUCCGCUCCCGCUGCCGCGGCGGGCCGGGCCGUGCGGUGCCGUGCGGUGCCGUGCCGGGCGGCUUCCUCUAGCGCGGAGCGGCGGCGGCAGAGGGUCGGCGGCGGUUGGAAGCGGGGCCAGAACCAUGGAGGCGGCAGCCGACUGCCUCAGCCCGGCCGCCCGGGAGCAGGCUGAAGCAAGACUCGCAGCAAAGCGAGCAGCGAGGGCAGAGGCACGGGAAAUCCGAAUGAAGGAACUGGAGAGGCAACAGAAAGAGAUUGAGGAAAGACCAGAAAAAGACUUUGAGAAGGGAGCACGUACAGUCUCAAGUUUAUCAGCAGCUACUUUAGCUUCUCUGGGUGGGACUUCUUCACGAAGAGGCAGUGGGGAUACAUCCAUCUCAGCUGACACAGAGGCGUCUAUUAGAGAAAUAAAGGACAUCUAUGAGUUAAAGGACCAGAUUCAGGAUGUAGAAGGCAAAUACAUGCAGGGACUGAAAGAACUGAAGGACUCUCUAGCUGAAGUUGAAGAGAAAUAUAAAAAGGCUAUGGUGUCAAAUGCUCAACUAGACAAUGAAAAAACAAAUUUCAUGUACCAAGUAGAUACCCUGAAGGAUGCACUUUUAGAGUUAGAAGAACAGCUGGCAGAAUCCAGACGGCAAUAUGAAGAAAAAAAUAAGGAAUUUGAGAGGGAGAAGCAUGCUCAUAGCAUAUUACAGUUUCAGUUCAUGGAAAUCAAGGAGGCUUUGAAGCAAAGAGAAGAAAUGCUUGCAAAACAUGGAAUAAUCCCAGACUCUGAAGUAGCCACCAAUGGGGAGACAUCAGACAUUAUUGAUAAUGAAGGACGCUUGGAUUCUUCCAAAACUGUUCCAGGCACAGCUCAGACAUUAAAGACAGGAGGGGAUGGGAUGCUAGGCAAAGCAGAUGAAGUGGACGUGAAAAAUGAGAUUUUGGAGGAUAUGGGGAAAAGAGAAAUCUUGCAGAAUACUGAGCAUGAGGAAUGCAAAGAGGAGACUGAGGAGCAGGAAGUACAGGCAUUGCAUGCUGAUGAAAAUGCAAAGGCAGAAAAAAUGGUUGAAGAAUGUGAUGCCCUGCCAACAGCGAUGUUACCUGAUAAGUUUGCAGAACAAAUUAAAAGUCUUACAGAACCUUUGUCAGGGAGCACUUCUGCAAAUGAUAGUAAUGACACAGAUGAUUUGAGAACGGAGACCAAGUCCGCAGGCACAGCAGUCCAACAGCCUGUUAGUACAGAGGCUGAAGACCAUGACUUAAAUGCAAAGACAAAUCAGAGCUCAGAGGUGGACUCUCUGCAAGGCCAUCAGAUUUUUGAGACUCCUCAGGAAAUGCCUAGUGACUUAGGUACAGGGCAUGAACUGGAAAAACCUGCACCCGAACAGGAAGAACAAAAGGAUUUCAAAACUAGCCAUGUCCCGAGUGAUAAUGAUGAAACAGAUCAAGAAGCUGACAUUAGAAGUGAGAGCUGUGAGUUGGUUUCUAACCAGGGAGGGCUAUCAGAGGUUACAGAAGCAGACUUGCCUAGCGAUGUGGUAAAUGUGAAGAGUCUUGGUGAGGGCCUCCAGGACAGUGAAGAAAAUGCUGAAAACAAGGUUACAAGGGUCUUGGAGGAAAAGGUUGUUGAAAGCAAAGACUGCACUGAUGGAAGAAUUGAUAAAACAGGAGGUGAUAGAGCUGAAGAAGAAAAUGAAGUUGGGAACACAGUUCAGGGUCAGAUGAGGGAAACGGAGUCUGUGCAUUUGGAGGGGACAGAGCCAUGUGAAAGUGGUGACCCAGCAGGAACAAUUGAAAAGGAAAGUGGAGGAGAUCAGGCACACAUCCAACCAGUUUCUUCAGAGGACAGUCCUUCAGCGUCAACAGAGGAACAAAAUAAGCAAGAUAAAACUGAACUUGAAAAUGCUAAAUCUGAGAAGGACAGGAAGAAGAAAGAAUUAACAGAAGAGUUGGAGAUGUGUUUGGAUUCUGCAGAAACAGGCGAGCAAGAUGAGGCAUCUGUGGAGGCUGUAGGCUGUAUUACUGAGCUAAAAGGAAGUGUGCUGCAGCAGGCAGAGUCAGACAUGGGUGUUGUGAAAGAGGUGAUAACUCGGGAAGCCAGUUCAGACCCAAGUCUUCCAGAUGACAAAAUUAAUGACUCAGAAUUGGAAGCAGGGGAUAAGUCUGGGAAAGGAGAGGACAGUGGGAUAGAAUGGGUAGAAGAUCAAACAAUUCAGUGUAGUGAAGAAACAGCAGGUGAUACAGUGGGAGAGAAAAGUACUGGUUUAGAAACUGAAAUGCAGAAUGUAGUUAAACAAGAAGGUGAACCUGAAAAGAAGUCAAAUGUGGAUGUUAGUGUAACUACUGAAAAUAAAGUUGAUGAAACCCUGAAAGGAAACCUGCAAGAGUUAGAGCUUGCAGACUGCCAUGGUGUUGGAUUUGCUUCUGUAGAAGAUGCAAAUAAUUCUCUGGCACAGGAAGUGGAACAAGGUGAAAAUGUUAGUGAACAAGUUAAAUUGGAGGGUCCAGCAGAGGAAAGCCCAGAAGAUGAUGGUGAUUCAUUUGAUUUUGAUGAAGAAUCAAACCAGAUACUAGUAAGUGAUGCAAAAUGUGAUGAAGAGAAAGAUGAUACACAGAAGGAAGAGUGUGAUAGAGCCAAUGAUGCUGUUGGAAAAACUGCCCAAACAGAUGAGGCUGGAGAAAGAACAGACAAAAUAGAAACCAAAGAUGCCUUCAUUGAAGAUGACAGCUGGCAGCGUAAAACGGGAGAUAAGCCUGAAGAAACAGGGUGCUUGCAAGGGGAAGCAUCAUGGAAAACUGAUGAGAAGACUGAUGUGAUGGAAGAUGAACUCAAAGCAUCAGAUCCUAAUGAAGAGAAAAAAAUAACGGAUGAAAAUGUUUCGGAACAGGAUUUGGAAAGUGCUGGCAAUAACAGGGAUCAAAGCAAGGAGGAUUUGCAGGGUAGUAGAAGGGGUAAGGGUAAAUCCAGAGAUGACUGUGCAAUAUCCUAAGUUCAGAUUCUGAAGAUUACAGGAGUUACAUGCCAUCUGAUCAGUCCUAGUACAGAAACAUGCACUUUGCACAAUACAUCAGACCUUAGUAAUACUAUUAAAGUUUUUUUCCUUAUUGGUAACUACCAUAAUACAAUGUUAUGUAAGUGGUAAUGAUGUAAGUAUUAAGUUGUUCACUGAUGUGCCUAGCCACAAAAAAAAUCACGUGCAGGUUUGGUUUUGCUGUGUCUCAGGUUAAAAGCUUAUCACCAAAAGAGCAAGCUUCACAAAGCAACUAUUCAAACUCUCCUGUGAUUAAAGUAUUUUCAAUGUGGAUAACUACUACUGAAGAAUUUCCAUAGGAAAUUAUUUUUUUCCAAGUCUAGAUAAUAGAUGUUUUGAAUGUACUUAUGUGCUUUGGACCUUUGUGAACUUUUGUGCAUACUUAUGUGGACUUAUACACAUGAGAUCCACAGCAAGUACAUUAACACUUCAUGAAGGAACACAUUAGAUCAGCAAAACUGAUCUGAUAUUGAAACUUCUUUCUGAAUAAUUGAAGUCUUAAGAACCAAUUAAAUUUUUUUUCUGUGGGAAAAAUAAUACUGUCAUUCCACUUUGUGUGCAUUUCUAAUAUGGUCAUAUUCCAAAAUAUAGUUAGAUCACUGCAAAUCUGUUUAGUUAAAACACUUCGAAGAAAAUGUACAGUUUGAGGAUAGUGGAACAUACAGGUCUUAGUUUGCUGAAAGGAAUAAAUACAUAUAAAUGUUUACUUCAUCUACGCACUUUGCACCACAGUAAGCCUUAUACACCAUGUCUGCCAUGAGUUUUUAUUUUUUCUGAAGACAUUGUCAAUACACACAGUAAUGUGUGUUUGCUAUCAAGUAUUGUCUAACUAUGAAUAUAUAAAAUAUAUAUUUUUCCAAGAAGAUAUUUGUUUAAAGUUACGUUUCCUUACUGCACUUUUUUUUUUUGGUAAGCUAUGAUUCUGAAAAUAUGUUUUUAUCUCUCUUACCUCUCCUUUCUGGAAAGAAGAUAACUUUGCAUGUUUUAAUUCAUGUUGGAUAUCAGACCAAAGAUAAGUGCUAUUCUGUGUACUGGCCCUUGUGCCUUUUUGAAAGGCUGGAUUGCUUUGAGCUGCUGGCAUAAGUUAGACACUCUGAUUCUGCUGGUAUAGUUCUUCUUGCAUCUUUGCUAGUGCUUGGGAAGAAGAGCAUGUUUUUCAUACAAAACAACUUUAAAUGAAUUUUUAAGGAAUGAACAUCCUAAGGGAAUGCAAACUGAGAAAUUGGGGUGGGAUAUGAAAGGCUGUAUUUGGAUUGUUGUUACAAAGUUGAUGGGAGUACAAAAUAGACUGCAAAAUUUCAAGAUGUAUAUCAAAAUGUACUGAGCUGUAUAUAAUUGAAAUAAACAUAUUUUAUUCUUAAAA